Molecule: messenger RNA, 1971 nt
Organism: Trichoderma harzianum CBS 226.95
Lineage: Eukaryota; Fungi; Ascomycota; Sordariomycetes; Hypocreales; Hypocreaceae
Exons: 2
Coding region: 1-1971 (656 amino acids)
Source: RefSeq, a predicted model, not a curated record
AUGGACGUCGUAUACGUGCGGCAAUCGAGUCGCCCCCACGAGGUAGCAGGGCCCGAUGGCAGGCGGUCAUGGGAUGUCACCAUUCAGGUCAACAAACAACCAGAGAGUACCAUCACCAUCACAGAUCCGUUCCUCGAGGCGGAGUACAAAGACAUCUUUGAGGACUAUCUCCGUAACUCGGACCGUCAGCAUUGGAGCCUGCAGAGCCUGGAGCUCGAGGACAGCGGCACGGAUGGCGUAUCGCUGGCAGAGCAUCGCAUACAUGCAUAUGGGGAGAUUCUGCUCGCCCAACUGGGCCUCUUGCGGCCGAGAGUGCUUCGUACGGGUAGUACCGAGGUCCAGCUCGUCGUUGUUGAACAUUAUGACUCCCACGAAGAUGAAAAGUCCAUUAACAAGGCCGGAGGCAUCCACUGCCUUGCCUGGGAGCUUCUCGAAUCUGUCAGGAGCCCGCUGAUGCGGAACCUGCGAUUGAGAGUGACACGGGUGAGUGACUUUGCCAGCCAGCUAGCUCGACCACUGGGACCGCCACGGUCGUUGUCGAGUGUACAAGUCAACCCCAACGGUUCGUUUUACGUGCUGCUGGUGAUUGCCCGCGACUUCAGCCGGUCCGGGGCUGACCGUGACCCGGAGCCUGAUUUGGCUCAGUGGCCGUUGAUGAAUGUGCAGAAGAAGCUGAGGAGCCGGUUGCUGCUGGAGGUGGUGCGGCCGGGCAGUAUAGAGGAGCUGGAUGAGCAUCUGAAGGUGAGGGCUAGCCAUGGAGUGCAGUUUAACUUGGUCCACUUUGACCUUCACGGAAGGAUCAUGGAUGAUGAGUACGGCCGGCAAAUGCCUUGGCUUCUGUUUGCCAAGAAGCCUCUAGGCCUCAGCUCGCACGUAAACCAAGUUCCACAGACUCAUCUCGCCAAGGCAUCAGAUGUCGCCAAGGUGCUGGCCGACUAUCAUGUCGAGAACGUGGUUCUGAAUGCGUGCCUCUCGGCGUACAACCGAUCGGGCCCGUCAACAAACCUGGCCCACAUCUUUCUCGAGCGUGGCGUCCACAACGUGUCUGCCAUGUGGUUCUACGUGCACUGGCAGACCGUGGCGACGUACCUCGAAGCCUUUUACAACGAGCUACUGAUUAAAGGCACCGACUUUCACGUGGCGGCGCAGCGAGGCCGGGACGCCAUUCAGCGGAAUCCUACGAAACGGACGGGGCAGCCGUACCAGGACUUUUUUCUGUGCGUCAACUACACCAGGGAUAUUAGGAGACCAGCUACGAUUCACAGGGAGCCGAGCCCGACGCCGUCGGCGCACUCAGCCGAGUCGUCCACGUCGAAUACUUCGAUGAAGAGCUUCAUGAGCGGCAAGUGGAGGCCGUCGACGCCUCGGCUCAGCGACAGCUUCCUGAUUGGAGACGAGCCCAUCAUGCGGCUACAGCUCCACCUGCUGGAGCUGGAGUACAAGCUCAUGACGUCCCGGGUGGUGUACGCCAGCGACCUGCGGAGGACCGGAUCGGACCUGAACGCGACGAUUGAGAAGAUGGUGACCAUGUGGCUCAACACAAACUUGGUGGACGACGUGUACUACUACAAGGCCAAGGACUUUGCCAAGCGCAAGACGCUGACGGGCUCGGUGCCGUACCGCGAGAAGCGCUCGCGAGCAUCGUCCGGAGGCUACCUGCAACUGCUGUUCCCGCGGCCCGUUCGGGCGCUCCGGCAGACGCUGCACAUUGUGCGGGAGGUGGACCCCGUGGUGGACCCCGGAUGGCAGGCCGACGACGUGGAAAACCAGCGGAGCGAGGAGAGACGCUCGCAGGUUCAGGAUGGGCUAGAGAAGUUCGUGGAGAAACUGGAGAGACACAGCUAUCUGCUCUUCAUUGGUAGCCAAGACGCGCAGUGGUACCGCACGUAUCUGCAGUAUCUGCGGGGCGAGUGGUGGCUGCACAUGCCAUGGACGUUUACGGUGCAUAGUCGGUACGUCAGGGAUCCGUGA